AUGGGCAAUCAAUUGUCUAGUUUGGCACCAUCCCAGAUACUUUCUGUCGAUCACUAUCUAUCCGACCUACCGCAAUAUCAUUAUGAAAAAAGGGGUGGCCUCACGGUAGUAAAAGUCUUUGCUUUACCGGAUGCUCAACUACCCAUGAAGUUUUUUCAAGAUAAAGUGCACGAAACUCGAGGAAAAUUAAAUGGUUGUGCUAGUCUCUUGCCGUUCCAACGAACUAUGAUAUCAGACAGAGCUGCAUUCCUGAUCAGGCAAUAUAUGAAAUAUACGCUUUACGAUAGAAUAAGUACCAGGCCAUUCUUAAGCGAUAUUGAAAAGAAAUGGAUAGCUUUUCAACUGUUAACAGCAGUUAAACAAAUGCACAGCAGGAAUAUUCAGCAUGGUGACAUCAAAACUGAAAAUGUUAUGGUUACUAGUUGGAAUUGGGUUAUGCUAACUGAUUUUGCCUGUUAUAAGCCAGUAUAUCUCCCCGAGGAUAAUCCUGCAGACUUUUCAUACUUUUUCGAUACUUCAAGAAGAAGAAGUUGCUACAUCGCAUGUGAAAGAUUUCUGGACAGCACUUUAUUUGCUAGAUUAGCAGAAAAUUCACAAUCUGCUGGUACGGAAGCUGCCAGCAAGGCAAACACAGUGACGGAGACCAUGGAUUAUAAUAAACUAACAGCUGCUAUGGACAUCUUUUCCGUUGGCUGUGUUUUAGCUGAAUUGUUCACGGAAGGUCAUCAGUUAUUCGAUCUAUCUCAAUUACUAGCAUACAGGCAGGGUGAAUGUUUACCAGAAGAUGUCUUAUCCAAAAUAGACGAUAGAUCGAUUCAGGAACUGAUAUUACAUAUGAUCCAGAAAGAUCCCAUGAAGCGUUACUCUGCUGAGGAGUAUCUAAAUAAAUGGAGAGGUCAUUCCUUUCCGGAUGUAUUUUAUGAUUUUCUGUAUUAUUAUAUGGAAUCCUAUGGGCAAAGACCUUUCCUAACUUCCGACGAAAAAAUUGCAAAGCUUAAGGAGGAUAUGAAUCGCAUAAUUAAAGAGCUAACUUCCACGGAUAAUUAUAUUAAUGAAUUUUUAGUACUCAUUCUUCCUCUACUAACAUCCUGUAUCCGAGAUUUGCAGGUGGAGUUGCUUACCGAUUCACAGCCACGAGCUAAAGCCGCCGCUAUUAGAACUCUUACUAAAUGCUUAAGCAAUGUUAAAUAUGUCCCUAAAAGUGAUGUUAAUAUUUUCUUGGAAUAUAUUUUACACAGCCUGGCUACGAACGACAAAGAUGUAUUUGUAAGAGUUGCUUACGCAGAAAAUAUCGCCAAAUUAGCGGAAACUGCUCUCAGAUUCCUAGAAGUUUCUCAUAUGAAGCAGUAUUCUGACGAAAGCAUCUUUGUGAAAGACUCUACCUUAAACUUUCAGACAAGCUACGAUAUCGAGUUGCAAGCACUUCAGGACUUAAUCCAAAAGAAAACGGUUCUGUUGUUAAGUGACACUGAAAAUGUUGUCAAAAGAGCAAUUCUCGAAAAUGGCAUUUCAAAAUUGUGUUUAUUUUUCGGAAGACAGAAAGCAAGCGAUGUUUUAUUGUCCCAUAUGAUAACGUUUCUGAACGACAAGUCGGAUUGGCAGAUGCGAGGAACAUUUUACGAUAGCAUAAUUGGUGUCGCGGGGUAUGUAGGCUGGCAAAGUCUUUCCAUGCUAAGACCAUUACUCCAACAGGGGCUUAGUGAUCCUGAGGAAUUCGUGAUAUGCAAGGCACUUGAAGCAUUGACAGAUGUAGUCAAUUUAAGGCUACUUGAUGGUAAUGUAGUAGAUGAUGUAACCAAAGAAGUAAUUCCUUUUCUGUAUCAUCCUAUGUUUCGAAAGCUUGUAUCUUUAGGCUUUAAGGUGGAAGAUGAAGAAAAAUUAUUGUGUAUGAAGGAAAUCUUGCUACGAAUCCAUCAUGCAAAAUCGAGCAUGGAUACCUCACAUACCAGUGAAUAUGGAUCACCAGAACAUCUAGAAUUAAUCGCUUUAACUAAAACGAAAUCUCGCUCUUUAAAUUUGUCACCGGCUGUGGAAAUUUCGAAUGAGGAUUCAAAGAAGAGCAGUCGUCGCAAGUCGUCAGCAGAUGUUGGAAAUUCUAAUACUAUGAAUGCUGAAUGGAAGCAUAUGUUUGGAUCUACUCAGAAGAUUGAUCAUCUACCUUCUAAAAAGAAUUCCAGUAAAUCGCUAUUGAGUAAUUUACCAAGUGAACAGAUUAAAUCUUCCUCCGAUAGAAAAGGCAGUAUUAGUGAAAAGCAAUCCCAACUGCGUUCUGCGAAGAAUUCUACCUCGUCUUUAGCUGCCGACCGCGGAUUGCAAAAGUAUGGAUCAAAAAAAGGACUAAAAGCUAAACAAGUUGGAAUCGUAGAUUGGGAGAAAGUACCAACUCCAGCGGGAUGGAAGCCAAAGGGAGAGUUGAUAGCCCAUAUCCGAGAACAUCGCGGAGCUAUUACAAAAAUUGCAACAUCGGAAGAUUCUAAAUUGUUUGCGUCUGGUUCGAGCGACGGCACCGUAAAGCUAUGGGAAGCAAAACGGAUGGAGGGUCGGACUACUAUGUUAAAAGCUAAUGUAACGUAUGCUUUUCAAGGUUCGCGUGUUACUAGUGUGGAAUUUUGCCAGCAAUCGUCAGCGCUGGCGUGUGCAACUGAUAAUGGAGUGCUUAGGAUUGUUAGACUUGGAGAAGGCUCAACACAACCAACUGUAACGAAUACCAUUACACUGGAUCCUAAAGAGGGUUCCAUCAUAGACUUGCAAUAUUUCGAUUCGGGUUCUCAAGCUGUCCUUUCCUACGUUACUACCCACGGCUGCAUUUGUGGUUGGGACUCGAGAAUGCCUCAUCGAAUGGCAUGGAAGCUACAGAAUGAUCUUAAAAAUGGUGCGUGUGUGAAAUGUUUAACUCCGAAUCCUAAGGAGCAGUCAUGGGUAGUAUCUUCGAUGCAGGGAAAUAACGAAGUUUCCAUGUGGGAUGUCGAAACAGGUGCCAGAAGAAAGAUGCUGUGGGCUAGUUCCGCUCCUCCGAUGUCAACUACGCAGAGUUCACCUGAAAGCGUAUUAGCUGUAUACCCUGGACCUCCUGAUGACCGCUUUAUUUUAACCGCUGGUACUGAUCGCCGAAUUAGAUAUUGGGAUACUGAAAGUUGUGGAUCAUCCUAUGUUGUGGUUGGCUCAGCAACAGAAACAACUGAUUCAUCAGAGUUUCAAUAUCGAAGCCGUGCAAUCGAUGGUACUGAAGUAAUUAUCGAAAAGGAGAUUAAGCGAAAAGAAAACACUCAAGAAGAUGCGCCACGCCGCGGUCCGGAGGCCCCAUUUAUUGGGCAUCACGAUACUAUCAAUCAACUGACCGUAGUGAAAGGUCUUCAAGGACUAAUGAUUAGUGGGGCUCAAGAUGGCGUAAUCAAAGUUUGGGUGUAA
Messenger RNA from Trichoplax adhaerens, 3408 nucleotides. RefSeq lists its product as uncharacterized. Bases 1 to 3408 code for a protein of 1135 amino acids. Gene Ontology annotation, biological process: autophagy of peroxisome; protein targeting to vacuole; macroautophagy. The record is from RefSeq and is a predicted model, not a curated record. Gene Ontology annotation, molecular function: ATP binding; protein binding; protein serine/threonine kinase activity. The transcript has 39 exons. Gene Ontology annotation, cellular component: nucleus-vacuole junction; phosphatidylinositol 3-kinase complex, class III, type II; late endosome. Lineage: Eukaryota; Metazoa; Placozoa; Uniplacotomia; Trichoplacea; Trichoplacidae.